Messenger RNA from Andrographis paniculata, 568 nucleotides. RefSeq names its product protein SMALL AUXIN UP-REGULATED RNA 12-like. Gene Ontology annotation, biological process: response to auxin. The transcript has 2 exons. The record is from RefSeq and is a predicted model, not a curated record. The coding region runs from base 107 to 496 and encodes 129 amino acids. NCBI's taxonomy places the organism in Eukaryota, Viridiplantae, Streptophyta, Magnoliopsida, Lamiales, Acanthaceae.
AUUGGAGAAUUUUGUUACCAUUCCUCCCAAUAUGGUUCUUGAUUUGGAGCUAUGGACAAAGCCCAGAUGAAAAAGAACAAAUGAUCAGAUCACAUCAGAUGCAAGAAUGAAGAAUCUACAGAUUGGUUUAGGAGGAAGGAAACUUAAAGCGUGUAUGAAAAAAUGGAGAAGAUUCAUCAUACCUUGUGCUACCUGCGCCGUGUGCUGUAAAUGGUCGCUGUGGCCGUUGUCAUCUAAGCACGAGGAGAAGAUUGUCCCGAGCGAUGUCCCAAAGGGUCACUUGGUAGUAUAUGUUGGAGAGUGUCGGAAGAGGUUCGUGAUCAAAGUAAGCUUGCUGAAGCACCCGCUCUUCCAGGCACUGCUUGAUCAAGCUCGGGAUGUCUAUGACUUCAAUGCCAAUACAAGACUCUGUAUCCCCUGCGACGAGAACAUCUUCCUCAGUGUCGUACAGUGCGCCAAAUCCCCACCUGAUCGCCGGCUAGCCGUCUGCCUAUGACAUCUCAGCCUUAGCCAUGACUAAACAGGAUUGAAGAAAUUUGUCGAAUUGACACAGUAUUUCACCUGGUGA